Molecule: messenger RNA, 447 nt
Organism: Dryobates pubescens (Downy woodpecker)
Lineage: Eukaryota; Metazoa; Chordata; Aves; Piciformes; Picidae
Product: fatty acid-binding protein, liver
Exons: 4
Coding region: 1-384 (127 amino acids)
Biological process (GO): fatty acid transport
Cellular component (GO): nucleus; cytosol
Molecular function (GO): fatty acid binding
Source: RefSeq, a predicted model, not a curated record
AUGAGCUUCACUGGCAAGUAUGAGCUCCAGUCCCAUGAGAAUUUUGAGCCUUUCAUGAAAGCCUUUGGAAUUCCUGAUGAUGUGAUCCAAAAGAUAAAGGACAGCAAGUUCACUGCAGAGAUUGUGCAGAAUGGGAAGAAGUUUAAGACUACUACAACCAUGGGCUCCAAGGUGAUGAAAAACGAAUUCACCCUUGGGGAGGAGUUUGACUAUGAGCUGAUGACAGGAGACAAAAUCAAGGCUGUUUUUAAUCUGGAAGGGAACAACAAACUGGUGGGAAACAUUAAAGGGAUGAAGUAUGUCAACGAGCUGAAAGGAGACAUCAUGACCAGUGUAGCCACCAUGGGUGACAUCACCUACAAGAGGGUCAUGAAGAGAAUCUAGAAGCUGUACACACAGCAGCCACCUCUCUGUGUAAAAUGUGUCCAUUAAAGUCAACUUUGUACU